CUCACUUUAUAUUUAUUUUUGAUUACAAGUAUUUGCGCUGUAAAAAAACAAAAGAAAUAGUAUUUUUUAAUUCACCUCAUACAGGUACUGUAGUGCAAUCUCUUUAUCACGAAAGUUGAACUUACAAAUGUAGAAUUAUGCACCAAAAAAACUGCAUUCAGAAAUAAAACAAUGUAAAACUUUAGAGCCUGCAAGUCCACUCAGUCCUACUUCUUGUUCAGCCAAUCGCUCGGACAAAGAAGUCUGGUUACAUUUUCAGGCGAUAAUGCUGCCCACUUCUUGUUUAGAAUGUCAACACUUACAAUUUCUUUUGUUUUUUCCCCUAGCAACCUCCUUUUUAUGUAUCUAUUUAUUUAUUAAGAAAUAAAUACUCCUUAGCCUGUUGAUUGUGCCCUGACCUCAGAAAUAUUCUUAAGACAACAAACCAGGCUCCUCCACAGGCAAUUCCCAUUUGCCAGAUCUACAAAAACAAACAAACAACUACACAGAGACAACGUUUUAGACAAGAGCACCUUUUCACAGCGGAGUUACACCUUCCGGAAAGUAUGGCAUUUAUGAACAGAAAGCCUCACGAGCUCACGGUGGUACAAAGGGCUCCAACUAACACUUCGCUGGGCUGCCGUGCCAGUGCAGGAAGAGGUAGCCAGUGGUGGCUAUGGGAGCAGUGUGAGGCCCUCUGUCCCUUUGGGUCCAAAUCCUGAGGGCGUCUCCCAUUCUCCACUCAGCCAGGCUUCCCAUGAAUGGGAGAGCUUUGCCUGGAAGGACUUCAGGAGCUGCCCUCCAAUGGAACUCGCUCUCUAGCUUGCAAUCUUGAACCAGGCUGGGGCCCAGUGCUUACUUGGUCAGGAAUCAGGUGUGGGGCCUCAAGCAAUUUUUUUCUUUUCCUAACUGUCCGGCAAGCCCCGCGGCGCUGGGAUGAUGAACGGCCCAGUCUAGGGACUCAGCCCUGGCAAAAAUGAAUCACUGCCAGGGCCACUUCAGAAGCACCCGGGGCGGCCCCUGAGCAAAGCAGGUCAGCCAGACCUGGGGGGGGCUGCAAUGGCUCCUGCCCGGGUGACGGGCCAGAGGGCCCCGCAGUAAGUAGCAGCCGCCGCUGCUGCCAGCAGCCCUCGUCCCUCUGGCCGGCAGCCAGUCACAUUCCUCGCUGUGCCCGAGGAGGAUGGAGCCACAGCGCGAGCCCCCACCCGCCCCGCAUUCCUCAGGGUGUUCUGCCCGCGCGCGCUGCAGGGAGACGCAGCGCGAGCCUCAGAGAUCCAGCCGGGGAAGCGGCGGGUCAGUGACGAGCUCCCGGCAUGUCCCCAGCGCCCCGGGCCCUGCCCUCUUCCCACGCGCGCGGCCUGCCCGCCGUCUGACCCUCCCGCGCUGGGCUUUGGCGGCUCCCGGCCCCGCCGCUUCUCUCGGGGACCUGGCGAUGGCUCAGUGCUGCCAGCCGGGCUGCGGGAGCCGAGCCGGGAUGCUGCAGCCGGCGGCCUAGUGGGGGAGGCGAUCGCUGGGGCCUGCAGCUCCGCCGGGCGAAGCAGCUGGAGCCUCUGAAUCUGCUGAGGGCGAAGCAAUGAGCGCGAGGGCCCUGGCGAGGCUCCUUUGCAUGGUGCUGCUGGCGCCGUGGAGACUCUGGCACCGGGCUGAUGCGGGCUGCUCCGAAGAGAGAAGAUGCUGCCCUGGCCGGGACCCAAGCUGUGCCAGCACCGGCUGGAGGAUGGACAGAGUCUAUGGGACCUGCUUCUGUGAUGAAGCCUGCAGGCUCACUCGGGACUGCUGCUAUGAUUACUCGCAGGCAUGCCCAGCUCUUCCGUGCAUCGUUGGGGAGUGGAGUCACUGGAGUGGCUGUGCAGAGCAGUGUAAACCUAAUUUGCGAAUGCGUAGGCGCUAUGUGAAGCAGGAACCUAAAAAUGGUGGGGAACCUUGCCCCCUACUUGAAGAGAAGUCUGGCUGCCUGGAAUACUUGACUUACCAGGGGCAGGACUGCGGACAUGAAUACGUUCCUGCUUUCAUAACUACCUCUGAAUACAGUAAGGAAAGAAAAAGGCGAGCUCUCUCUCCCCUGUGGUCUUCAGAUACAGAAGCAUCUGGAUAUUGUGUGGAAUUUAAAACUGAAUCACUCUCUCACCAUUGCACUGUGGAGAAUCGGCCAUAUGCCCGCUGGAUGCAGUAUCUACGAGAGGGGUAUACUGUGUGCGUAGCUUGCCAGCCUCCAGCUAUGAAUACUGGCAACCAUCGUUGUUCUGGAGAUGGCCUGGGUGCCGAUGGAAAUAAAGUUCUCCACUGGCAAGCUGUCGGUAAUCUUCGGUGCCAAGGAACAUGGAAGAAAGUUCGGCAAGUAGAACAAUGUUCAUGUCCUGUUGUGCAUAGUUUUAUUUUUACAUAAAAGUUGGAAAGAGAACUUCGAAGAACAAAACCUUUAAAUCAAUGUAACACUUUGUGAAGCCACAAGAACUCUACUUUUCUGCUGUGCUUGCUUGCUAAACCUUAACUGAAUUUUUAAAAAAAGACAAGACUUUAGGAGCCAUUCUGGUUGAGUAUGUUUGCCUUGUACCCAGAUAUUAAGAUGGAUCUUCUUGCUGUCAACUACACGGCGAGCUUCGUUUUUUCUCUUUUUUGUAAUUAAAAAGACUGAAUGUCU
Dermochelys coriacea (leatherback sea turtle) is the source of this 2620-nucleotide messenger RNA. RefSeq names its product somatomedin B and thrombospondin type 1 domain containing (gene SBSPON). The record is from RefSeq and is a predicted model, not a curated record. The coding region runs from base 1553 to 2365 and encodes 270 amino acids. The transcript has 6 exons. NCBI's taxonomy places the organism in Eukaryota, Metazoa, Chordata, Testudines, Dermochelyidae.